AUGGGUAAAGCUAUUCACUUCGGUGGCGGAAAUAUCGGGCGUGGUUUCGUUGGAGAGUUCCUCCACGACGCUGGGUAUGAAGUCGUCUUUGUCGAUGUUGUCGACGACCUUAUCUCCUCUAUCCAAAAGACUCCCACGUAUGACAUCACGGAGAUCAGUGAUCAAGAGGAGACUACAAAGACAAUCGACAACUAUCGCGCCCUCAACUCCAAAUCUGACGAAGCCGGGGUCGUCCAGGAAAUCGCAACUGCAGACAUCGUGACAUGCGCCGUUGGCCCCAGAGUUCUUCAAUUCAUUGCCCCUGUCAUUGCUAAGGGCAUUGACUCCCGUACCCUGUCAAAUCCGCUAACUGUCAUCGCUUGCGAGAACGCCAUCAACGCCACCGACACACUCCGCGGCCACAUCGAGAAGAAGGCUUCCGCCGAUACCCUCUCCAGCCGCGCUGUCUUCGCCAACUGCGCCAUUGACCGCAUCGUCCCCAAUCAGCCUCCGAACAACGGUCUCAAUGUCCGAAUUGAGAAGUACUACGAAUGGGUUGUUGAAGAACUUCCCUUCAAGAAGCACGGUGUUGCACCUCCCAAAAUCCCUGCCAUCCACUGGGUGGAGAAUCUCGACCCCUAUAUCGAGCGCAAGCUAUUCACCGUUAACACCGGGCACGCCACGACUGCCUACUACGGCCACCUUGCCGGCAAGAAGACUAUCGCCGACGCCCUCCGCGAUUCACAUAUCCGCAGUACUGUCCACAAGGUUCUCGAUGAAACCGCAUCUCUGAUCAUCGACAAACACGGUAUUUCACAGCAGGAACAGAAGGAAUAUGUCGAUAAGAUCGUCGAACGUAUCUCGAACCACUACCUCGAGGACGGCGUUGAGCGUGUGGGUCGGGCUCCACUGCGCAAGCUUUCCCGCAACGAACGCUUUAUCGGACCUGCCUCCCAGCUUGCUGAACGCGGCCUGAAAUUCGAUGCUAUUCUCGGCGCCAUUGAGCAGGCUCUCCGCUUCCAAAAUGUACCCGACGACCAAGAGAGUGCAGAACUUGCGAAGAUUCUUAAGGAACAAACAGCCGAGGACGCCACAAAAACACUCACCGAGCUCGAACAGGACCACCCACUUUAUUCCCAUGUUCUUGAACGCGUGAGGACCGUUCAGCAAGAGUCCAAGUAG
Messenger RNA from Aspergillus versicolor CBS 583.65, 1161 nucleotides. Its product is annotated as mannitol-1-phosphate 5-dehydrogenase. The transcript has a single exon. NCBI's taxonomy places the organism in Eukaryota, Fungi, Ascomycota, Eurotiomycetes, Eurotiales, Aspergillaceae. Gene Ontology annotation, biological process: mannitol catabolic process. The record is from RefSeq and is a predicted model, not a curated record. Gene Ontology annotation, cellular component: cytosol. The coding region runs from base 1 to 1161 and encodes 386 amino acids. Gene Ontology annotation, molecular function: mannitol-1-phosphate 5-dehydrogenase activity.